Molecule: messenger RNA, 4035 nt
Organism: Chiloscyllium plagiosum (whitespotted bambooshark)
Lineage: Eukaryota; Metazoa; Chordata; Chondrichthyes; Orectolobiformes; Hemiscylliidae
Source: RefSeq, a predicted model, not a curated record
CCUCCCCAUACAGGCACUUAACACUAUGACAGUCCCAGUCUAUGUUUGGAAAGUUAAAAUCCCCUACAGUUAGAACCCUAUUUUUCUUCCAGAAAUCUGAGUUCUUCUUACAUAUUUGCUUCUCAAUUUGCCGCUGAACUCUUAGGGGGCCUCUAAUACAAUUCCAACGAGGUGAUCACCCCCUUUCUUAGUGUUUUAAGUUCCACCUAUAUAGCUGCAUUGGAUGAUCUCCCAGGAAUAUCCUUCCUAAAUACAGCCGUAAUGAUCUCCCUAACCAAAAAUACCAUUUCCCUCUCUGUUGCCUUCCUUUCUUUCCUUCGGAUAGCAUUUUUAUCCCGGAACAUUAAGUUGCCAGUCCUGUCCAUCCCUGAAGCACAUUUUUGUCACAGCUAUGAGACCCAGUUCCAUGCUCCCAACCACAUUCAUCUGCCUUACCUAUCAGGCCUCUGGCAUUGAAGUAAAUGCAGUUUAACUUCUCAGUCUUAUCUUGUUCCCUGCCAAGCCCUUGUCUGCCUUGACUAUUAGACUUGCUCCUUCUGUCUACUGUACCAGCCUCAGCCUUUUCUUGCUAUCGCUUUGGUUCCCCAACAUCCCUUUCCUUACUAGUUUGAAGCGUCCUGAGUAGUACGAGCAAAUUUUAAGGAUAUUGAUUCCCUUCAAACUCAUCCAUCUUUGACAUGUAAUCUGUAUCUCUGAAGAAAUCCCAAUGGUUCAAAAAUGUGAAUCUUUGCCACCUCCAACACUCUAUCCUGAUGUGGUUACGUCCUGGUGAGGACUGUCAUGGUGAAGUAAACCUCGAAUUAUUAAUUAGGAGUAGGGGUUUGCCCUUUAAGCUCUAGAAUCUGCUCCAGCGUUUAUAGAAACAUCAGAAGUAGUAAAAAGAGUGGGUCUUUUGGUUCUUUGAUCCUGCUAUGCUAUUCAUUUUGGUCUUGGCUGACUAUCCAAUUUAAUAGCCUUUUUCUAUCUUUCCCCAUAUCCUUUUCUCUCUUUCGCUCCAACUGCGAUAUCCAAUGUCUUCUGAAAAUGACAUAAUGUUUUGACUUCAACUCCCUUCUGUGACCACAAGUUCCACAGGCUCAGCAUUCUUUGGGUGAAUAGGUUUCUCCUCAUCUCAAUCCUGAAUGGCUUACCCCAUAAUUCUAAAAUAUGACCCCUUGCUCUGGACUCUCCAGUCACUGGGUACAUCUUUCCUGCAUCCAACCUGUCUAGUGCUGUUAGAAUAUUAUAGAUUUCUUUGAGAUUCCUCCUCAUGCAUCUGAAUUCCAGCAAAUAUGAUCCUAACCAAUUCAACCUCUGUUAAUAAGCCUGCCCUGCCACUUCAGGAAUCAUUCUGGUAAACAUCCCCUGCACUUCCUCCACAGCAAGAACAUCCUGCCUCAGAUAAGGAGACCAAAUUGCAUACAUGACUCCAAAUGGGGUCAGACCAAAGUCCUGUACAGUUGCAUUCAGACAUCCUUUUACUUGAAUCCUCUUGCUAUGAAGAGCAACAUACUAUUUGCCUUCUUGACUGCUCGCUACACCUACAUGCUUAUUUUUCAUCAAAUGGUGCACGAGGACACCCAGAUCUUGUUGCACCUCUCCUCUCCCAUUCAGAUUAUAAUCUGCUUUCCUGCUUUUGCAACUAAAGUGUAUGACUUCAUAUUUAUCCACAUUAUACUUCAUCUGCAGCUUCAUCAAGUGCCCACUCACUCAACUUGUCCAAAUCACACUGAAGUUUCCCUGCAUCUUCUUCACACUUCAUUUCCCCACCUGUCUUUGUGCCAUCUGCAAAUUUGGAGUUAUUAUAUUUAGUUCCCUCGUCCAAGUUAUUAACGUAUAUAGUUAAUAGCUGGGGUCCUAGCUUUGAUCUUUCUCAUACCACACUAAUCACUGCCUGCCAUUUACUUAUUCGUCCUCUUUGUUUAGUGAUGGCUCACUAGUUUUCUAGCCAUCUCAAAACACUACACCCAAUCUAAUGUGGUUUAAUCUUGUAUGCUAAUUUCUUACGUAGAAAACGUUAAAAAACCUCUUUGUCAAAACCUCCUAGAAGUCCAAAUAAAUCACAUCCACUUGCUCCCCCCAUCAAUCUUAUGAGUCACUCCUUGAAGAAUUUCAUUUGAUGUGUCAAGCAUGAUUUCCCUUCUGUAAAUCUGUGCUGACUGUCUGAUGCUGCCACUGUUUUCCAAUAAGAUGAUGGCUGAUUUGUGUACACUGCAAGCCCACCUACACCAGAUAACCUUGCUUUUAAGAAUCUAUCUAGCUCUGCCUUAAAAAUAUUCAAGGGCAUCAAUCACCAUUAGCAGACGAGAGUUCCAAAGACACUGUUCCACGUGUUUUCUCACAUAUUUAAAAUAGUGUCCUCCGGUUCUAGAUUCUCAGAUGAGAGAAAACAUUCUCUACACAUCCAUCCUGCCAAAAGUCAUCAGUAUGCUUCAAUCAAAUCACCAUUCCUUCUAAACUCUCAAGGUUACAAGCCUGUCAGAAAGUCUGUCCAUUCCAAGUAUUAGUCUGAAGGAUUGCACCGUACUGCAGCGCGCAAUACAGAGAGGAUAGAGUCCACAGAUAGAUCUGACCAUCACCCAAAGAACAGUUGUACAACUGUGAGAAGGCAUCUAGUCCCUUCACAGCAUUACUUAACACAGAGAAGGUUGGCUUUGAAACCAUCAUCUGGAAAUUGAUUGGAUCAGGAGGGCUUUGGCACAUCAUGAGUCACUGACUCACUGCUACAGGUGUGAGGCUGUUCAAGUCAAAGGUCUGUGAGAAGGGCUUCUGAGGUCUCCGUACAGACAAGGUACAUUUGCUGUAAAACUGUUAACGCAAGGGCUGUUACAUGAAAGAGAAACCAUUCAAGUGUGUGGUGUGCAACCGAGCUUUUGCAAGGUCAUUGACACUCACAAAUCACCAACGUAUUCACACUGGGGAGAAACCUUUCAAAUGUGAGGUGUGUAACAAAAGCUUCACACAGUUAUCGGGCCUGCUGAAUCACCAGCCCAUUCACAGAGGGGAGAAACCAUUCAGAUGUGAGGUUUGUGAGAAAUCCUUUUCUCAGUCAUCCAGCCUCCUCGUGCACCAACGCAUUCACACCGGAGAAAAGCCAUUCAGAUGUGAGGUGUGUGAUAAAGCAUUCUCGACAUUAGGGGAACUUCGUAAACACCAACGCAUUCACACAGGGGAAAGACCAUUCACGUGUGAGGUGUGUGACAAAUCAUUUUCACAGUCAGAGAAUCUCCACACACACCGACGCAUUCACACAGGGGAGAGACCAUUUAGAUGCAAGGUGUGUGACAAAUCAUUCUUAAGGACAGAGAAUCUUCGUAAUCAUCAACGCAUUCACACAGGGGAGAAACCAUUCAUGUGCGAAGUAUGUAACCAGAGCUUUACACAGUUAUCGGGUCUGGUGCAUCAUCGGCCUAGUCACACGGGCAAAAAAUCAUUCACAUGUGAUGUGUGUGACAAAUCAUUCUCGCAGUCAUCAACUCUCCGUGAACACCAACGUAUUCACACUGGGGAGAAACCAUUCAGCUGUAUGGUGUGUCACAAAUCAUUUUCACGGUCGGGGAAUCUCCGUACACAUCAACGUAUUCACACAGGGGAAAAACCAUUUAAGUGUGAGGUGUGUGACAAAUCCUUCACUCAGUCAUCAAUUCUCCUUGUUCACCGACGUGUUCACACAGGGGAGAAACCAUUCAUGUGCGAGAUGUGCGACAAAUCAUUCUCCAGGUCAUGGAGCCUUCUCCUCCACCAGAAAGUCCACACUGGGGAGUAAACAUUUAAGUGUGAUGUUUAUAAUGAAGGUUUUGCAAUGUUUCUGACCACCUGGAAAAACCGAAUUCGCGUCGCGCUGAAGCUCAUCAGGUGCAAUGUUUGUGGGGAGGUUUUUCCACAGUCAAAUUAUGCUCUGAUCCAUCAAUGCACUGACACAGCGGAGGAAGCCUAGCAAUAUCAGAUCUGUAAUAAAUCCUUCACACAGUUGUUGGACUUCCUGGAACAUCAUUGUGGGUGGCACAGUGGUUAGCACUGCUGCCUCACAGCGCCUGAGACCCAGGUUCAAUUCCC